CGAUGUUUUAUUCGUCAAUUGCUUUUCUGAUCUUCUAAACAAAAUAGUGAAUAUUUGUUUUAAAAAAAGUUACAAAUAUUUCUUGUAAUAUUGGUAAACAUUAAUGCAUUGUUCCUAUUGUAAUCAGCAUGUGGCUGAAGAGGAGGAUUUCCUCGAGUGCAUAGAAUGUGAGUCUGUAGUGCACGCAAAGUGCUUACGCACGUGUCGGCCGGGCGAUUUGUUAGGUGAUGUCUUCUUUGAUUUCACCUGUGCGGCUUGUAUGAAUUUGCAAAACGAUGCACCGUCUACAUCGAUGUCGGCCAAAACAGCCACACCACGUGAGAAUUUCGUGCGUCAGCGUUUGUCCUGGUUCAUGAUUGUGGUUUUGACUUUAUACAAUUUAUCUGUGAAAUCGAAAGGCCUCAGUCAUCAUGGGUUCUUCCAUUGGCGCUCACACAUCGUUAGUUUUAUCAACAAGAAUUGGGAUUUUCUCAUGGAACCUGGCACACGGCGACGUAAAAACUGGUUCGGUUCCAUCUCCGGCAACUUAUCACAUUAUAGCCCUGAGUUUUUCUUAUCCGGUCAAGAAACUAUACAAAAAUCCGGUUGGUGGCGUCUAGCUCAGUCUGGUUUGACUCCAAAAGCGAUUCACAAAAAAUAUGAAGAAUUCAGUCAGAAGCGUUCACAAAUGCGCAGUGGCAAAAAACAACUGGAGGAUAUUGAUAGCGCUGACGAUCAACAGGAAAACAAGCGUAGACGUCGUAAUGAUUCAGAUGAUGACUUGACGCCUAUACCUGAUGGUUGCAGUCGUACAAUCCCUUAUAUGGGUCGCACACCUAAAGUGGCCAAGCAGCUGAAUAUUGUUGAUGACGACAUUAAAAACUUACAACAACAACAACCACUUAACACUGUACAAUCUAGCUUAAUGGACUUUUUGGCAGAAAGUUUCGCCAACUAUGAUCUAUUCAGUACAUUACCAAAUAUUGCCACAGAUACGCUCGUUGGCGGAGAUGAAAAACAUGAUUUUCUUCCACUCCUUGAAACUCACACUGAUAACUUGAAUAAUCUCAGUCCAGUCGAAGUGAAAAACAAUGUCAAUGAUUCUGUUGCCACUAAUGGCACUACGGAAGCGCCAAUAGCUGAUAAAUUCAAAGGUUUCUGCAAUGCCGAAGAUCAACAAAAAUUGGCCUCACAGGGCUCCACUGAACAAUUCUCUCAAGAAGAUUCCAUGCAAACGCCAUCUGAGUACAGUAAUGAUGCCGAUGAAGACGAUGAAUACCAACCGCGUAUAGUACAAGUCACCAAUUUUCAACAGCUCCAGCAGUCACCAAAAAAAGACUUGAACAACGCAGUAGAUGAGCAGCCAUUGUUAUCCCAAACAGAACAAACAAUCAAGAAGGAGAUAAAUUCUGAAGCAGAGCAAUCAGAAAAUGAAGAUGCUACAUGCAAGGACAAUGGCACAGUUCGCGAUGCGGAGUCGGAUAAUGAGCCUGAGCGGAGUACAGCCGCUAUGAGUGUUUGCAAACCCAGUCUCUUUACUAAAAUACCGCGUCGGAAUUGGCCAUGGUUGGUAGAAGAAGAAGAAGAGGCUUCAGAAGAUCAUACAGAAGAUCAAACCAUUGAAAAGAAGCCCUUCCAGCAGAGUGAAAGCUUAACCAUGAUGAGCGAAUACGAAGAGAUUGAACUCUUACAAAAGCUGCGUAAAAUAUUUGACAUGGAAGAGAAAUGCAAAAUUGAUAUACCGGCAUAUGUGCGACGAUUCUACAGAAAACUCUGUGUACGUGAAUGGAAGCGUGAACAUGGAAAGUCACUUUUCAACUUGGACGAUCAAAUAAAUGGCAAGAAUAGCGAAUUGUUAGCGAAUGAAGCCAAAGCCCAGAUCAUUGAUCGGUAUCAGCUCAUUUCACUUACUUCGGAAAAGAAAUACAAAUCAUUCUAUGCGCGCAUCGCUGGUUCUUUCGACUACGAAAUGUUUGAAUCGCCAUAUUCCCACCGGAUUUUACAUCCGUUCAUCUAUAGAGACAAGGAAAUUGCGCCGCCUUGGUUGAAGUUAAUGUGCGAAAUGCAAUUUACAGUGAAUGGCGAGUAUCCGUUUCGCUCACCGAUUGAUUUCUGUUAUGUGCGUCCUAAUCACAUUGCUGCAGUAAACGCUUUACUACAAACAACCUUCUGGCCUGGUAUCGACAUGUCGGAAUGCCUUAGCUAUCCGGAUUACAGCGUGGUAGCACUCUACAAAAAGUUGGUGGUGGGUUGUGGUUUUCUCGUACCUGAUGUCGGUUUCAAUGAGGCAUACAUUUCCUUUAUGGCUGUGCGCCCCAAUUGGCAACGUUGCGGCAUCGGCACAUUUAUGUUAUAUCAUCUGAUACAGACGUGUAUGUCAAAGGAUAUAACGCUGCAUGUGUCCGCCUCCAAUCCCGCCGUUGUGCUGUACCAAAAAUUCGGCUUUAAAAUAGAGGAAAUCAUACUGGAUUUCUAUGAGAAAUAUUUACCCAUCGAUUCGAAGCAGAGUCGAACUGCUUUCUUCUUAAGGCUUUUGCGUUCAUAGCAUUGCGAAAUGGGUGUAAUUGAAAAUAUAACUAAAAUUUUAAUAA
Molecule: messenger RNA, 2570 nt
Organism: Zeugodacus cucurbitae (melon fly)
Lineage: Eukaryota; Metazoa; Arthropoda; Insecta; Diptera; Tephritidae
Gene: Atac2
Product: cysteine-rich protein 2-binding protein
Exons: 10
Coding region: 104-2524 (806 amino acids)
Molecular function (GO): acyltransferase activity, transferring groups other than amino-acyl groups
Source: RefSeq, a predicted model, not a curated record